Molecule: messenger RNA, 5159 nt
Organism: Carassius gibelio (silver crucian carp)
Lineage: Eukaryota; Metazoa; Chordata; Actinopteri; Cypriniformes; Cyprinidae
Product: rho family-interacting cell polarization regulator 2-like
Exons: 22
Coding region: 163-3252 (1029 amino acids)
Source: RefSeq, a predicted model, not a curated record
CACACUCACACUCGCCUUGGUGCAGUGAGUAGAAGCUCAGAGCGGUCCACUGCCUCUCGCCUCUCUGCUCGGGGCUUCACGUCCACCUGGGGAGGGCCAGUCCGAAUGCUGGUUUAAUUUUACAGUGUAGUCACUGCUCCAACGCUUAAGCGAAAGAGAGGAAUGGCCUUUCCUGACAUGGCAAAGGAUGACCUUAAUGAACUGGUGUGUGAGGAGGCAGAAGACGUCUUUGAUGAUGACGGAGUGUCCUCCCGCUUCCCGGACAUCAUGGCUGCUGGCACUCACUCUCCUGGAGGGCCCAAUGGCAUCAUCAGGAGCCAGUCGUUCGCUGGCUUCAGCACCCUGCAGGAGAGACGCUCACGGUGUAACUCCUUCAUGGGGAACUCCGCAGUGCAGAAGAAGCCCACGUCGAAGCCCAGGAAGCCCCAUCUGUCUGGGCACAAGUCGAGCAGCAGCAGCUCACGAGAGCCACAGCCCAAAAGAGUGGAAGAAGUUUACGGAGCCCUCAAACAAGGCCUGGAUGAAUAUCUAGAGGUGCACCAAACAGAGCUGGAUAAACUCACUUCCCUCAUGAAAGACAUGAAGAGGAACUCCAGACUGGGUGUGCUGUAUGAUCUGGACAAGCAAAUGAAGACCAUAGAGCGUUACAUGCGACGACUGGAGUUCCACAUCAGCAAGGUCGAUGAGCUGUACGAGGGCUUUUGUAUUCAGAGAAGGUUGCGUGACGGCGCCAGUAAGAUGAAACAGGCCUUCACUGCUUCACCCUCCACUAAAGGCACACGUGAGAGCCUGGCGGAGGUCAACCGCAGAUACAAAGAGUAUACAGAGAACAUGAACUCUUUUGAGACUGAACUGGAGAACCUGUUGGGGGAGUUUCAUAUCAAAAUGAAAGGAUUGGCUGGUUUUGCCAGGCUUUGUCCCGGGGAUCAGUACGAGAUUUUCAUGAGAUAUGGCCGACAGCGGUGGAAACUGAAGGGGAAGAUCGAAACUAACUCCAAGCAGAGUUGGGACGGAGAGGAGAUGAUCUUCAUGCCCCUCAUUACAGACCUCAUCAACAUCAAGGUGACCGAGUUAAAGGGGUUGGCCACUCACAUCUUAGUGGGUAGUGUGAUCUGUGAAACCAAGGACCUGUUCACCGCUAUGCCUCAGGUGGUAGCUGUAGACGUCAACGACCUGGGAACCAUUAAACUUAACCUGGAGGUCGCCUGGUUUCCGUUUGACGUGGAGGAUCUGACACUGUCGUCAGGAAACGUGAGUAAAGCCACCGCCCUUCAGAGACGUGUUUCAGUGUACAGCCAAGGCACACCUGAGACGCCCACUUUCCAGGACACCUCUUUCUUUUCCACUUUACCAGAUGAUGUCUUCGAGAACGGAGGCUGCGGUGUGGCCGAAUGCAAGCGUCUGUCCUUCACCUUCUCUGACACGCCCACCUCAAGCCCCGCCCCCAUCCAGUCAAACCCCGAGAUCACCGUCACGCCCCCUGAGACGGACCCUCCCUCUGAACCAGCUCCAGCCUCUGAGGAGCUGCUGGUUGAGGAGGAGUGUGUGGAGGAAGACUGCGGAAGUGUCAGUGCCAGCGAUACAGACCUGGAGUGGGACCAGGCUGAGGCCCAGGGGCACGGCACAGGCUCGGCGGCCCUCUCGUUGUGCUCCGAGAGUCAGCUGUCUUCGGUGGGACCUGAUGAUGUGGUGUUCUUGGAGCCCAACGUGUCUGACGAAGCCCUGGAGCUGAAGCCGGUGGAGCUGGACGGGGAGGAAGGCAGUCUGACCAGGCAGCUGGUGAGGAGGCUCACCUCCUCCGACAUGCUGCCCGAGGCCGGCGCUGUGAGCUGGUCUGGAGAGAGCAGCAGGACCUUCCAGGAGAGCAGCCUGGAGGAGGCCAUUCAGUCCCUGCUCCUGCGGCUGGAGAGCUUGGGCCAGCGCUGCGGGGAGCUGCAGGACUUGGAGCAGGAGGUCAUGAGACUCGAAGACUUGCUUAAGUGUCGGGUCCCUGCCCAUAGGAGCCGUUCAUCAAGCUUCAGUUUGACAGUGGAGAGCGCUCUGGAAAGUUUCGACUUCCUCAACACCUCUGACUUUGAUGAUGAUGACACGGGAGAUGAUGCUGCCGCCCUCUCACGCGCCAUCUUCUUUGACAUGGAGUCAGAGAGAAUCGGGUCAGCCCAACAUCCAGAAGCAAGAGGCCACCUGAGUGAAGCCCUCACGGAGGACACUGGUGUGGGGAACAGUGUGGCCGGCAGCCCGUUGCCUCUCACCACAGGAAACGAGAACCUAGACGUCGCCAUCAGUGUUCAUCUACAAUACUGCAGUCAUCUCGUUCAGUUGUUGACCUCAGGAGGAAGCCAGUCACAGCACAUGACUUACCUGCGCAAACUAACAACACAAACACUUCUUUUGGAGGAGCUCAGUGAGAAAAACUUUGACAGACCGGGCAGCUGCAUUUUAGUGUCUGAUGUGCUGCCUGGGCUGGUGGAGCGUCCUGCGCUGAUGUCUCUGUGGUGCGACUGCAGCGCUGGGCUGUUUCACACUACACUGGAGCGAGUGCUGAAGCACAUGCAUUUCAGCUUUGCCUUACCACUGCAGCAGAUUCAGCCCCACUCUCCUGACUCAGUGAUCAGGCUGGUGGUGAAUGAGAUGAUGGAUAGCGAGCUGGCCUCAUCCCUGUGUCCAUCACCGUCAUCUCUCGCACAGGACGUCGUCACCGUGUUUCAGUUCCACCAUUACACCGUUCAACACGAUAUCACGGACAUGGAGCAACACCUGCUGGAUUUAGCCAAAGAGGUCAUGCUUGCAGAAGCCCUGAGCUGUGGAGAUACAGAACGCUGUGUGGAGGAACUGCAGGAAGUGUCCGUCAUGUGUCUCCAGCCCCGUCCUCAAACCCUGUGGGCCGUGGCAGCACUGUUGACCUCUGAUGAUCCUGACGCGAUGAAGGCCGCUACAGCCUUCCUCUCCACCGCUGCCUCACACAAACCCUUCAGGUCAAAGGCUGUUGAUUGUUACACACAAGCCUUAUCAGAAGCAGACAGAUCAAGAGCUGCAUGUGCCGCUCUGAGCUGCCUGCAGGCUGUGGAGAGCAUUGAUGCUGUGGUGUUACUGUGUGACUCAGCCGAUGAAGAGCUCCGUCAGAUCGCCAUUGAAACCCUCCUCACUUUCGGUGAAGACGGGCGGCUGGCAUACGAGCAGUUGGACACAGUACCGAGGGAGAUAGUGCGGCUGGGGACUCGCCGCGGUAACACUGUUACCACUUCAUUUUAGAAAAACGACUCGUUAUUCCCCCGUGACCCUGCACACUUCAGACGUGAAAUACACACCACCCGCUAACAAGGAGAAAAGUACCUUGAGACCUUCAGCACAGAGUCUUCUUUUCUGCAGGAUGUUUGCAUUUAUACUACUGGGGUCACAGUCGUCAUGAGUCAUUGUCGCCGAUUGAACAAUAAGAGCGUUAAUAUUGAAAGUUAGUUAUUUGCAGAUUGCAGUUGCACUGUUGGAGGCAUGUAAAUAGCACAGAAAAUCCUAUUUUAAUUUUAGUUUUUCUUUUGUAUGCACCGUUCCGUUUCAGGGAUCAUAAGGGACUGUUUUAAUGCUCCCUGCUUGAGUUUUUGACCUGGACAGAGUGAGAUUUCUGUAACCUCUGUGAAAGGAUAGAUUUGAAGUGUGCUGUUUGAUGCCAGCUGGUCAUAUGGACUACUGAAAACCUGAAGUGGACGGUGGACUGCUGAUUACUAUAUUGUUCGCUUGCCUUCCCUGGUCAGGAGAAAACAUUUCUGUGGACGGAGCCUGUAGUGAACAAUUGCAUUAACACGGUACUAAUGCCUGAGCACAUGGGAUCUUACAACAAGCGCUGUCUGGAUCCCGUCGGAGUAUCUGAAAAUGCACUUUUCCACUCAGAGAAGCGUGAUGUAUUACUGUGAACUUUUGAUUUCUACGUAAAUGAAGACUAGAGUAUAUUUGCUCUGUGAUCUGAUCUCGCUUCUGUGCCUAUUGUUACUGUACUACUGAGUCAUGUGACUGUAAUAUCAUUUGUUUUAUUUAUUUUUUCACUAUAUUUUCUUCACUAUAAAUGGUACGAUGCUGAUUUUACCCUCUUUUUUUCUUUUUACAUGCUCAGAACAGAUUGUUUUAAUGAUGCACUAAAUAUCUGUUCACAAAAUGAUUCGGUACAGUCAGGAUUUGGUAUUAUUGAGGGGCUGCAUUCACUAUGAAACUAUAUAAUAGAAAGAUGUUAUAUUAAUCAGUAUCAUCUUUUAACAGUGUAUUCACAGAGUUGUACAGUAUUUGUGCUCAAGGGAACCUUUCAGUAUGCUAAUGCCCAUGACCAGAGAAAACACUCUUUGCUGACUGAACGCUUGCCUCGCUUUGUGACGUUUACACUCCCUGUGUUGAUCUUUAAAGCUCUCAAAUGUGAAUUUAUCUUUAUGGCGGGAAUUAAAAAAAAAAACCCACAGUUUUGUAGAUUACCCAACCUAUUUUUGCAAUAUUUUCUAUGACAGUGAGAAUUGUACGAAAGCAGGGGCUUAAAUCCAUCAAAAGAGCACAUUUGAAGGAAUGUACGGGGUACAGUUAGUAUAUGCCUCACAAGCACAACUGAAACGUUUUGGUAAGAUUGUUGUUUAACAUGUUUAACAUAUUAUCUGGCAUUUACUGCACAAACUCCUAAAGCCAUAAUGAUUCAGAAGUCAAUAUAUUUAAGGCCGUUUUGUGGUUACUAUUUAUCAGAAUAAUCUAUAACAGAUAUUCAUCAAUAAUACUUUUUGUUUUGCUGUUUUCUGUAUUUAGUCACGGCUAUGAAUGGCUGUUUUCUUGUCUAAUGACCACCGUUACAGUAUUUGACCCUGGGCACAGAGAUAUCAAGUACUAAGGUUGAAUUAACAUUUAUUGCCUUUUAGACAGAAACUCAGUAAAAAUCAACUGCAUUUAUUGGUCAAACCUCAUUAACAUGUAAAUUAAUGUCCUUGAUAGGAAAGCUGUUGUUGAUCUGGUUUUGUGAGAAUGUGGCUGUGGCUGCUUGCCGCUGCAAUAGCUUUAGCUGCAACUGUUUGAAUGAAAGCAGAUCUCACUUGGUGUCACAAAGCUAAUGUUCCAUUGUUUCGUUUUAUUUUUCUGAGUUUACUGUAUUUCCUCUGCUGAAAGUGGCAAUAAAAUUUAUUUUUACAUAAUUAUCA